CUUGAAACAAACAGACUCCAGUUAACAAACAACCUUGACUCUUCAAAACCUUACACUUGCGCCUCACCCAAUCACUUACCCUUUAUCAAAGCUAUCAUCGAUUUUCAUCUCCGGAAUACGUUCCGAAAACCUAACUGAAUCGCGCCAAGACUCCUUCAUCCUGCGCCUCUUAUAAGCUACUAAGCCAAGGCUUGUCCAGACGCGUUGGCUAACGCUGGGCGCUAGUCGCUCUUCCGUAGGACUGAACUCCGUCCAUCAGCUUAGGUGUUUAGGUGGCCCCAGUGCCAGCUCGAUCACGUGACACUAGUCUUUUGGGCUUUUGGCUCAGUUCUUAGUUCUUCCGCAGAUUGCGACGUUGCUCUCCCAGACAAAUCGAGUCUCUUUCGUUGCGCACAGGACAUCAUCGCAAGCCGCGGCUUGUUGCUCAAAGGCAGCUUGGGCUCGGCUCAGCACAGAUCGCGACAUCGAAAAAACCAGAUAAAUCAAUCCUCCUUCUAUUUUUAUAUAACCUUUUCUCCCAUUUCCGCGUCGCUUCUUCGCGCGCCUUGUCGUUCCUCUGCAAACCCCUCCUUCUCUCCACUCCCGACGCGGUCAUACCCAACCGCAUCAAACCGCCACAAUGAGCAAUCGCAAGAGAUCGCGAUCCGUCGGGGAGGAGAAUCGCGCUGAGUGCCCUUUCACGAUUACUUACGCGACUGGCCCUGCGGCUACUCAGGCGGACCGUCAAAAAAACAAGAAGCGGAAGCGCGAUGGCCAAGAUGACGAUAAACGGGUCCAGAUUCAAAUCUCCCCUUUCUCCCCAACGGGCAACUUCAAAACGCACGAGAACAUGGACUUGUACUACACUGUCGAACCAGGAAAACGAUGGCAAGAUAUGACGCGCUACAAUAGCUUCGUCCUCAACAGUGUCAAGUAUUACAGUGAAGGCUUUGUCAAUGUUGCCAACGAGGUAACAAUUGAACAACAAAAAGCUCAAGGUGAUGGCAAGGGUAUUUACAAGAAGAGCAAUAAUGACUGGGUCGCGCGUAUCCUCGAGAUCCGUGCUUCCGAUGAGCACCACGUCUAUGCACGCGUUUAUUGGAUGUACUGGCCGGACGAACUCCCGUAUGGAACACUCGACGGCAAAAAGACUGUUCAAGGCCGCCAGCCGUACCAUGGCAACAAUGAGUUGAUCGCUUCUAAUCAUAUGGACAUUAUCAAUGUUGUUAGUGUUACAGGACCCGUUACCGUCAACCAAUGGAUAGAGUCAGAUGACGAGGAGAUCCAAGACGCGCUUUAUUGGCGUCAAGCGUACGACUGCCGCAACAUGCAACUUUCGUCCGUUGAGCUCAUGUGCAAAUGUCAAACUCCUGCGAACCCUGACAAGACCCUGAUUGGGUGCACGAGCCCGAGUUGCGGGAAGUGGAUGCAUCACGAAUGCAUGGCUCACGAAAUUCUCCUGCAAGUCUACGAGCGACUAGGAACAGAUAAGCCCCAUCGAACCGAGGGAUCGGCCGUCAAGGAAGAGAAGCCCGAGGAGGCGACGCGCCCUCUAUCGCCCACUGACGCUGGGGAGAAAGAGACACAACCUACGAUCGAUGUCCGCUCCGGCGAAACGAGCGAUAACGUCCACGUCAAAAAGACUGCUCGCGAAACACCUCGCGAAACAGAAACCCCUACACCUGGGCCAACGCCGUCCCGGUCUAUCACCACCGCAUCAGCCAAAGGAUCGGCCAAGAAAGGUCGCAAGAAGAAGGCUGCAGACUCCAAGCCAUACCUGGGACUUUUCGAGGCCACACUCAAGAUGCAAGACGGCCCCACAGCGUGGGAGAUUCGUGACCUGCGCGAGAACGUAACGGGUGGUGACAAGACCUGGACCGAGAAAGCUCAUUGUCUGCUGUGUGGUUCCAGCAUUGACUAAGUAUUCAAUAUCAUGACCACGUAGCUACCCCGAGUCUGCUCCGGUAAGCAGGCUCCUUGAGUCUACAAGGUGCAACUCAACAUUGCUUAGGGGGGCCAUACGGUGCCCUAACAUGUUACUGAUGACUUGUGGACAACAUGGAUGGCCCGACCCAGCUGUAAACUCGAUACGGCUCAUCGGGAUGGUCAAUGGUUAAGGUUUCUUUUGUGAAAAUUUCGAGGUGACUUUCUUGGCGAUUCGCCCACUGGUGGACAUCACGGGCGCGGCGUUGGAGGCGAAUAUGGCUAUGCUGUGAGAUUGGAAGAUGGGCUGGUUGGUCUUGGAACUUGCGAGCGGUGAGGAAGAUGCGUUUGUUUUGCUAUUAUCUAUGAGGUUCAAUUAAAUGCCACGCAAAAGAGCAGAGGUAGUAUAGUCUCCUGGGCCGGAUGGGUAAGGGGAGAGCAUGGAAACCUACAGACUGAGAGGGAAACUCGGGAAGUAGGUCGAUUAGCUUAUAUUGGUGCCGAGUUGGGUAGUGGUUAGGGUGCUAGUGGCUACCUGCCUCUGGGCUGUGCUAUAGUGUUAUUUUGUUUUGCUAGGCAUCAUCAAGGGGUUGUUGUUUCUUGAGAGGGUUUUUGUCUCCAUUAAUUGACUUUCUUUCCUUUAA
Fusarium odoratissimum NRRL 54006 is the source of this 2546-nucleotide messenger RNA. RefSeq lists its product as uncharacterized. Gene Ontology annotation, molecular function: chromatin binding. NCBI's taxonomy places the organism in Eukaryota, Fungi, Ascomycota, Sordariomycetes, Hypocreales, Nectriaceae. The record is from RefSeq and is a predicted model, not a curated record. The coding region runs from base 620 to 1900 and encodes 426 amino acids. The transcript is spliced from 4 exons.